GUUUUCCAACGGACAUUCUUCCUUGUAGCACGGGUAUAUCACGUGGUCAGUUGAGUAGUCGUGCUUGAUUUUUUAAAUAUCAAAUUUAUACCAUACUUUGGAGGUUCAAUAAGAGCGUGUGUUGGUGCUUAGCAGUGUAUAUAAGAUUCGAGUCCGCUUGUUGCAAUGAAAAUCAAACGGCAGAAACAAGCAAAGAAAACUAUUAGUUUUUAUAAGUACAACUUCAGUUUUAGGGAACCAUUUCAGAUACUUCUCGACGGCACGUUUUGCCAAGCAGCUUUGAAGAAUAAAAUUCAAAUUAAAGAGCAGAUGCCAAAAUACCUGAUGGGAGAGGUGCAGUUGUGUACCACCAAUUGUGUUUUGAAGGAACUUGAGUCGCUGGGGAAGGAACUUUAUGGAGCUAAAAUCAUCUUGCAGCGUUUCCAGAUUAGGAACUGCUCGCACUUUAAGAAUUCUGUCCCAGCUUCACAGUGUCUUCUGUCAAUGCUAGACGCCAACAAUCCCCACCACUACUUCAUAGCGUCUCAGGACCAUGAGUUAUCCGCAGCUGUGAAGAAAGUUCCUGGAGUGCCUCUUCUGUACAUCAUACUGAAUACCAUUGUUUUGGACAAACCUUCCCUGCGCUCGGUUACCCACGUUCAGGCAGUGCAGUCAGGAGAAUUGGUGACUCCACAGCAGCAGCACAGCAUUUGCAGACUUAAGGAAGAGCAGGGUAUUGCACGAGACGGGGCUAAAGGAUGCCACAAAAAACGCAAAAGAAAAGUCACAAAUCCAAACCCACUCAGCUGCCUGAAGAAGAAAAAGAAACCUGGAGUACCGACACCAAAAACGACGGAUGACGAGAAAAAGAAACGGAGUCGAAACAAGAGACGCAAAAUUUCUGGAGCGCAGGGUCCCAAUCAUACAACUCAAGUCAGCACCAGCUAGGGAGUGAUGUGUUUGUGGUAACCUUCCCAUUACGUUACAUUUGUUGCCGUGUAAAGGGAAAUAGGCUGAUGCAAAUUCCACGAGCAAAAUGGAUAAUGGUUUUCUUAUGCGGGACCUGAUGGAUAGCCUGCAUGUACCUUCCCCCUCUACUGUCUGGUUGACAUCUGUUAGGUACCGAGACCUCACACACUCCCACAGGAAACUACCAACCAUGUACGUUACAUUAUCCAGGAUUUCAAAAAGGACAAGUUGAUGCAUUUUGUGUAACCAAGAGUGGCCUCAUAAAGCAGCAGAUUUAAGUGUAUAUGUAUCCUGAAAUGAAUGUUCAAAAUGUAAAUUUUCUUGGAAAAUUGAGUAAUUAUGGCAUAUCAUCACCAGACAAAAUUCUGUACAUUCUUUUGAAUUAAAUUAUAUUUCAGAGCUA
Anguilla rostrata (American eel) is the source of this 1351-nucleotide messenger RNA. RefSeq names its product UTP23 small subunit processome component (gene utp23). The transcript has 3 exons. The record is from RefSeq and is a predicted model, not a curated record. The coding region runs from base 166 to 927 and encodes 253 amino acids. Gene Ontology annotation, molecular function: small ribosomal subunit rRNA binding. NCBI's taxonomy places the organism in Eukaryota, Metazoa, Chordata, Actinopteri, Anguilliformes, Anguillidae. Gene Ontology annotation, cellular component: small-subunit processome; nucleolus.